Messenger RNA from Musca vetustissima, 432 nucleotides. RefSeq names its product pupal cuticle protein G1A-like. The coding region runs from base 1 to 432 and encodes 143 amino acids. The record is from RefSeq and is a predicted model, not a curated record. The transcript has 2 exons. NCBI's taxonomy places the organism in Eukaryota, Metazoa, Arthropoda, Insecta, Diptera, Muscidae.
AUGUACAAAUUGUUUGUCCUUGCUGCCUUCUUUGCCAUUGCUGCUGCCCGUCCCGGAUAUUUGGGUGGUUCUCAUGUCGCCUAUACUGCACCUUUGGCAACCACUAUUGUCCAAGAACCAACAUUGGCCCAUGUUGGUACCGUAGUGAAGAGCAUUCCCACCGCUGUUUCUCAUCAAUCCAUCUCUCAAGUUCACUCCUCGGCCCAAUAUGUGCAGCCUAUUGUUACUCCUGUUGUUAAAACCUAUACUGCUCCAGUAUAUAAAACUUACACUCCUGUUGUGAAGACUAUUGCCACACCUUUGGUUCACUCCUAUGGUGCUUCUCCAUUGGUUUCAUCUGCCUACACCAGCUAUGGUGCUGCUCCCGUAUUGAAAACUUAUGGCUCUUAUGCUCCAUCUUAUGUUGGUGCCUACGGCAGCCACGGAUGGUAA